AUGCAGACGCCGUGUGACGAAACCUCCUACAAUUUCGCCAGACGUGACAAGAAGCGAUUGUUAACUCACAUUUAUGGUAAGCAACAAGAUGGUCAUGAUAUAUGUGCCAAGUAUGAGCUUGAAGAGCUUAUGCAGUUAAGCUCUAUGCUGGGUCUUGCCCGGAGUUGCUGCAGUUCAGUUUCCCAAAUGGUUGAGGAGAUGGCGUCAUUUCGCCCCACUGGAUUUGGUGACCCUGGUUGGGAGCAUGGCAUUGCUCAAGAUGAAAAAAAGAAGAAGGUCAGAUGCAAUUAUUGUGGAAAAGUAGUUAGUGGAGGGAUAUACAGAUUGAAGCAACAUUUAGCUCGACUUUCCGGAGAAGUAACAUAUUGUGAUAAGGCUCCAGAGGAUGUAUGUCUGAAAAUGAGGGAAAAUCUGGAAGGAUGUCGUGUCAGUAAGAAGUUAAAGCAAGUUGAAUAUGAUGAACAAGCAUAUUUGAAUUUCCACUCCAAUGAUGAUGUAGAGGAGGAGGAAGAGCAUGUUGAAUAUAGAAGCAAAGGAAAACAAUUGAUGGGUGAUAAAGGUUUGGUUAUAAAUUUGGCCCCUCUUAGAUCAUUAGGAUACGUUGACCCUGGUUGGGAACAUGGUGUUGCUCAGGAUGAGAGGAAAAAAAAGGUAAAAUGCAAUUACUGUGAGAAAAUAGUUAGUGGUGGUAUUAAUCGGUUUAAGCAACAUCUAGCUAGAAUACCUGGAGAAGUUGCACCUUGUAAAAAUGCACCUGAGGAAGUAUAUCUUAAGAUAAAAGAGAACAUGAAAUGGCAUCGUACUGGAAGGAGGCAUAGACGUCCCGAUACAAAGGAGAUAUCAGCUUUUUAUAUGCACUCGGAUAAUGAUGAAGAAGAGGAAGAUCAAGAGAAAGAUUCUGUACAUCGUAUGAGCGAUGAAAAAGUUUCAGUUGGAGAUAAAAGAUUGAUCAGAGACUCAAUGAGGACUUCUAGAAGGAUGACCCCUGGUAGUGGGUCUGAACCCUUAUUGAAAAGAUCAAGAUUGGAUUCUCUUGUUCAAAAGAAGGCAAAGAAUCAGAUGCCAGUAUCUUACAAACAUGUAAAAUCGGGGUCCAGCAAAAAAUCUCGCAAGGAAGUUGUUUCGUCAAUUUGCAAAUUCUUCUAUCAUGCAGGAAUUCCUUCACAUGUUGCAAACUCUCCAUAUUUUCAUAAGAUGCUGGAGUUGGUUGGUCAGUAUGGACAGGAUUUGGUGGGACCUUCAAACCGAGUUAUAUCUGGUCGUUUUCUACAGGAUGAAAUUGCAACCAUCAAAAACUAUUUGGUUGAGUAUAAGGCUUCCUGGGCAGUCACCGGUUGUUCUAUUUUGGCAGAUAGUUGGAAAGAUGCUCAGAGUAGGACAUUAAUAAAUUUUUUGGUUUCUUGCCCCCGUGGUAUAUACUUUGUUUGUUCAGUUGAUGCCACUGAUAUAGUGGAAGAUGCCACAAAUUUGUUCAAGUUGCUUGACAAAGUGGUGGAAGAGAUGGGUGAGGAAAACGUAGUGCAGGUAAUCACUGAGAAUACUCCCAGUUAUCAGGCUGCUGGAAAGAUGCUUGAAGAGAAGAGAAGGAAUUUGUUUUGGACUCCUUGUGCUGCCUAUUGCAUUGAUCAGAUGCUUGAAGAUUUUGUUAAAAUAAAAUGGGUGGGGGAGUGCAUUGAGAAAGGCCAAAAAAUGACAAAGUUCAUUUACAACAGGAUCUGGUUGUUGAAUCUUAUGAAAAAAGAAUUUACUGGGGGACAGGAACUUUUGAGGCCAUCUGUUACUCAGCAUGCUUCAAGCUUUUCUACUUUGCAAAGCUUGCUGGAACAUAGGAUUGGUCUUAAAAGAAUGUUCCAGUCGAAUAAAUGGAUUUCUUCUCGGUUUUCAAAAUCAGAGGAGGGUAAGGAGGUGGAAAAAAUUGUAUUGAAUGCCACAUUUUGGAAGAAGAUGCAGUAUGUUAGGAAAUCGGUAGAUCCCAUAGUACAAGUACUGCAAAAGGUUAAUAGUGAUGAAAGCCUCACAAUGCCUUCUAUUUAUAAUGAUAUGUACAGGGCAAAGCUUUCAAUCAAAACCAAUCACGGUGAUGAUGUACGAAAAUAUGGGCACUUCUGGAGUGUGAUAGACAAUCAUUGGAAUUCAUUGUUCCACCACCCCCUAUAUUUGGCUGCUUAUUUCCUGAAUCCAUCAUAUCGAUAUCGUCCUGAUUUUGUAGUGCAUCCAGACGUUGUGCGUGGACUAAAUUCAUGCAUUGUUCGACUGGAGCCAGACAAUGCAAGAAGGAUCUCUGCAUCCAUGCAGAUUUCUGAAUUUGGCUCUGCAAAAGCUGAUUUUGGAACUGACUUGGCAAUCAGUACCAGAACUGAACUUAAUCCAGCUGCAUGGUGGCAACAACAUGGGAUAAAUUGCUUAGAGCUGCAACGAAUAGCCGUACGCAUAUUGAGUCAGACAUGCUCAUCUUUCGGAUGUGAGCAUAGCUGGAGUAUAUAUGAUCAGAUCCACAGCCAAAGGCGAAAUCGUUUAGCACAGAAAAGAUUGAAUGACUUCAUUUAUGUUCACUACAACUUGCGACUUAGGGAACGCCAAAUAAGAAAGAGGUCCAAUGACUCUAUCUCAAUUGAUAGUGUUCUGCAAGAAAAUUUACUCCAUGACUGGAUUGUGGAGACAGAAAAACAAGCCUUACAAGAAGAUGAGGAAACGCUUUAUAAUGAAAUAGAACAAGUUGAUGCAUAUGAGAACGACUUGAUCGAGUAUGAAGAUGGAAAUGGAGAGGCUAGGAAGGGAUCCAUGGAGAUGGUGACUUUGGCUGAUGUAGAACCCUUGGAUGUUGAACCUAUUAACAAUGUUGGUACUGCCACUGAUGAUGAAGAUGAGGAUGAUGAUGAUGAUCUCAAUUUUCUUGACGAUGAUUUGAUAGAGUCCAGUUGGUUGGAUUUGCUGGUAAUUCCAGUCAUGUAUAGUAUAUUAUCCUUUUUUGUUAAAUUCGAGUUAAUUAGUCCAAAUAUCCAAAAGAAGCAUGAAGUGGGUAAUGUACCUCAUGAAUCUUUGGCCAGUUUCUGCCGCAUGAGGCGGCCAUCGACGGACACUCACUGGAGAAGCCAUAAAAGGGGAAGAGAAGUGAGUGGUAUUGAAAUUGAGGAAGCAGAGGUGGAGAGGAAGAUCAUGGCAUUGCAGAGAGUAGUGCCUGGAGGUGAGUCACUAGGCGUUGAAAAGCUCUUUCAACACACUGCUGGCAACAUAUUGGCAUUGCAUGGUCAUACCCAAUACUAUUUUAGGCAUCAAUACACCUACAAGGCUGGGAUUGACAAACUUACAGGUCUCAAUUUCAAGGGUUCUUUUUUUUUUUUUUUUAGAGUGCGUACAUCAGUCUCACACGCAUCAUUCAAAUCAAGAGUGUGGUUCGAAAAUAAGACCUUGAAGAAUUACUUUUCGAAUUCCUGCCAACGCUAUUACAAUUUUUUGCAAAAUUAUAACUAACGUUGAAUUUGUCUUCAAUCUCUUUUUCCGCAAAGAUUGCAUAUACCUAUCAAAGCUAGUAAUGCUAUGAAUUGGGGUAGUGACGGCAAUUGUCAGUGGAGAUGGCUUGUAUGAGUUCAGCCUGGCAUGAACCAAAAUGGGCUUAGACCAUGUUUCCCUCCUUUUUUAAAAAUUUUUUAAGCCUCGCCCAUCUAUUAUCGGUGCAUGGUAAUACAUUUGUUUUGAAAUUUGUAAAAUGAGAAGAAUCACCUGUCACAAGAGAAAAUGUCUCAAGUCUCUCUGAUGCAUGUUCAACUUCAUCUAACAUAAGUAUCAUUAUAAGUAAAUUAAUAGAGAGUAAUUUAUUCGUGUCCGAGGGUGAGGGGGAUGAUGGGGGUGGGAAUCGAACACUAGUACUCUCCAACUAAACUAAAGGUCCUUACCACUGGGCCAAGCCGCACACCAUUCCCGUCCAUUUAAAAAAACUUGUCAUUCGCCAGAAGAAGUAGCUAACCUAAAAAAGAUGUUAAGAAUUAUGAGGUUUUCUUAAUCAAACCGCCAAUCCAUGAGCAACAGAUGCAGCCCAAUGGAGUUGGUCUUAAUGGAUUUGGCUCUCACUUAAUCUACUACUUAUUGUCUUCAGAAAUGGUAUUUAAAUAUAGAAUGAUGUAUUAUUAUUAUUAUUAUUAUUUAAAGCUAAUGCGAGUAUUUGAGGAGUGGGCACUCAUCUCUCGUGAUCCAAUCGUGUCUGUUUUUUCCAUAUGAACGGAUCUAUGCCAUCAAUUUAGAGGAGAUGGAACAGAACCGAUUUGACCACCCAAUUCUAAAAAAUAAAAAUCUUUUGAUUAUGGUUUGAUUUCAAUUUAAAACGCAAAAAGACUAAGAAUUAAUAGUGCUAAAUAUUUUUAAUAAUAUUUACUAUAUAAUACUCUUAUUCACUUUUCACUGAUUGAGAAUAUAACUUAUUAUACAAGGACGGAGGCAUGUGUUUUGUAAUGUUCCAAGUCCAUUCAGGGGCAAUUGCCCCCACUAGAAUUUUUAUUUUAUAUUUUAUAUUUUAUAUUAUAUCCCCCCGUAAACAAAUUGUUUUGAAAUAUAUACAUAUAAAAAUUAAUCAUUGCCCCCACAUAAAUUUUAGAAAAAUAGCACUAUUGUCCCAACAAAUUCACAUUGAGCUCCUUUAAAGAGUUAGGGCAAUGGGCCAAACCACUGAAAGCAUCAAUUUAACCAUCAAACACGAUAUACAGAAAGUUAUUAUAAUGGUUUGAAUUUUUUUUCGCUUAUUAUAAUGGUUUGAUUUUAUUUUAUUUUAUUUUUUUUGCUGUUAAAGGUCGCCCCCACCCACAUAAUUUUCUGAAUCCGUCCUUGAUUAUACAUCAUAAUACUAUCAUUUAUACAAUCCAAAUUUUGAUAUACUUUUUUUUUUUUUUUUUUCUCUUUAUAUUGUUUGGACAGACAUUAGAAUUGAAGUCUAGAAAGCAAGGAUAGUUUCCCAUUUUAUUUCUUUGUUUUUCCAAUAUCUA
Cornus florida is the source of this 4973-nucleotide messenger RNA. RefSeq lists its product as uncharacterized. NCBI's taxonomy places the organism in Eukaryota, Viridiplantae, Streptophyta, Magnoliopsida, Cornales, Cornaceae. The record is from RefSeq and is a predicted model, not a curated record. The transcript is spliced from 9 exons. The coding region runs from base 1 to 3471 and encodes 1156 amino acids. Gene Ontology annotation, molecular function: DNA binding; protein dimerization activity.